Penicillium chermesinum is the source of this 222-nucleotide messenger RNA. RefSeq lists its product as uncharacterized. Lineage: Eukaryota; Fungi; Ascomycota; Eurotiomycetes; Eurotiales; Aspergillaceae. The transcript has a single exon. The record is from RefSeq and is a predicted model, not a curated record. The coding region runs from base 1 to 222 and encodes 73 amino acids.
AUGAUGUCUCUAGAAGGGAAAUCGAAUGCAACGAUCGGAGCCCGGUGCAUGUCGCCUUCGCUACACCAACCGUCCUCGUCGGUUGCCCGUCCUGAGACUUGGCACAGCAAGUCCGUAGAGCUGGUAGCCACUGGGAUGCCUCCCGACCUUUUCCGCCGGCUGGACCAAAGACGUGGUCAGGGCGAGGACCUGUCAGUACCGACCGGUUGGGUCUGGCACUAG